This is a messenger RNA of Medicago truncatula (barrel medic), 819 nucleotides long. RefSeq names its product cytosolic sulfotransferase 15. NCBI's taxonomy places the organism in Eukaryota, Viridiplantae, Streptophyta, Magnoliopsida, Fabales, Fabaceae. Gene Ontology annotation, molecular function: sulfotransferase activity. Bases 100 to 747 code for a protein of 215 amino acids. The record is from RefSeq and is a predicted model, not a curated record. The transcript has a single exon.
UUUACCGCAAACCACUUAUAUACUGUUCCUAUAAAUAAUAGCUUGUGGAAGAACAAAAUAUUCAUCACACUAGUGACUAUCAAAAUCAGUUCUCCUUCAAUGAAUUCUACACAUUUAAUUGAAGAGCAAUCAAAGGAUGGACAAGAAGAAAACCAACAAGACAAUAAGCAGGUGAUCCUCUCACUUCCUAAAGAAAAUGCAUGGAUAUUGUCCCAAAAUUUAUAUUUUCAAUGUUUUUGGUGUCCAUCAAAUUUGAUCCAACCUAUAAUCUCUUUUCAAAAUCAUUUUCAAGCCAAAGAUAGUGAUAUUGUUGUUGCAAGCUUACCAAAAUCAGGCACCACUUGGUUGAGAGCACUUACAUUUACAAUUGUAAAUCGCAAUCAAUACUCCUUUGAGAAUCAUCCAUUACUUAAAUCCAUUAUACAUAAACUAGUGCCUUCCAUUGAACGUAAUCUUUAUGCUGCUGAUAUGAAGGACCAAAUUCCUAUAUCAAAAAUAAUUGAACCAAGGAUAUUUGGGACUCACAUUCCAUUUUCUUCACUUGCCAAGUCGAUUCAAGAGUCUAAUUGUAAGAUAGUUUAUAUAAGUAGAAAUCCAUUUGAUACUUUUGUGUCAUUUGAUACUUUUGUGUCAUGCUUGAUCCUCAUUGUUUGGUGUUUUGAUGUAUUUGGCUGGUUAGAUUUAAGUUUGAUGUAUUUCACGUAUUUCUCUUUAUAUAUAUUGCCAUUAAAAAAUAGUGUAUGCUAGAUUAAAUAAAUCAGUUGAAUGUAAAAGUGUGUUUAAUGACCUGGUUAAUGGUUUCUUUUGAGCUUUCCUAAA